Molecule: messenger RNA, 1422 nt
Organism: Cylas formicarius (sweet potato weevil)
Lineage: Eukaryota; Metazoa; Arthropoda; Insecta; Coleoptera; Brentidae
Gene: Mulk
Product: acylglycerol kinase, mitochondrial
Exons: 5
Coding region: 131-1408 (425 amino acids)
Biological process (GO): ceramide biosynthetic process; protein insertion into mitochondrial inner membrane
Cellular component (GO): mitochondrion; TIM22 mitochondrial import inner membrane insertion complex
Molecular function (GO): acylglycerol kinase activity; ceramide kinase activity; ATP-dependent diacylglycerol kinase activity
Source: RefSeq, a predicted model, not a curated record
GGACAAGUUACUAUGUUUUGAUUUUUAAAAAGAAGAAGACAUUUUAUCGAAAUUGGUUGGUUGUUACAACAUUCCCAAAUAGAAGUUUUUGUGUGGUCGUGGAUUUAAUUUGAUUUAUAUUAACUAAAACAUGUCCAUCUUCAGAUCAUUUAAAAUAAUAAGAGAGAAUUGGAAAAAAUCUACAUUUGCGGUUGUGGUGAUAACAUGGGGCGUGUCAUAUACAAAGAAUUAUUUAAAAACAGACGAAAUUAUGAAGUCAUAUUGUGAGAAAGCAGCACUUUACGGAAAAGGAACGAUUUCUGUCCAAGCUAGUCCACGAAGUAUUACUGUGAUUUUAAAUCCUAACGCCAACAAACGUAAAGCUGCAACGGAAUUUGAAAAAUUUUGCGCUCCCUUGCUUAAUUUGGCUGGCCUAAGCGUUGAAGUUAUUAAAACUGAAUCUGAAGGGCAUGCCAAAAAUCUUAUGGAAACUUUAGGCACUGUAGAUUCAAUUGUUGUUGCAGGGGGUGAUGGUACCCUUUCAGAAGUUGUCACAGGAUUAUUAAGGAGAACAAAUGAAAAUUCUAAAACUUUAAUUCCAUUAGGUGUUCUACCCUUGGGACUGCAUAACACAGUUGGUCGGUCCUUAUUUCCUGGUGAAAAAAAAAUAGGUAAAAUCAAAUCCUUGGCAGAUGCAACAAUGGCUGUCAUAGAAGAGACUAUGAAGCCUAUGGAUGUUAUGAAGAUUGAAAUAUUAAAUGAAGAGGAAAACAAGAAGCCGGUUUAUGCUGUAGCAGAAAUAAAGUGGGGUGCAUACAGAGAUGCUGAAAUGAAAAAGGAGAGAUAUUGGUAUUUUGGUGGGCUCAAAAAAUAUGCCACCUAUUUAUUUAGUGGGCUUAAAAGCAGUUUGACAUGGGAAUGUCAAGCACAGCUUUUGUUUAGUCCUCCUUGUACUGGAUGUUCAAAUUGUCAUAGAAUUCAAAUGUCACAGUUAAAGUCAAAGUGGUUUCAGAGAUACAUGAAAGAGGAUGAAAAUGAACUAAAAUUUAAACAAAUACACAAUCCGCAGUGUCUUCAAAAAAUAGAGAAAGCUAUAUCCACAACUGACUUGACAGUGUUUACUUCGAAUGUUAUUCCAAGCCAAAUAAAAGGUACAGAAGUUCCUAAGUUACAAGUUAACAUUGGUCCAGAGAAGGUGGACUAUUUGGAAUUUGUGAAGCAAGGAUGGAAAUCAGAAUUGGGAGAAACUAGAAAUAUUUGUGAAGCUAUAGAGGCAAGAACGAUUGAAAUUGAUCCAAGUAAUGUUGCAAAAAGUGGUAAUGAAUUGUGGUUUUCUAUUGACAAUGAAGAUUAUGAGGUCAAACCUAUAAGAGUGACUUUGUUACCUGGAAUACUUAAUAUGUAUUGCAAAAAGGAAAUGUUAAAAUAAAUACAUGUAUGGUA